Molecule: messenger RNA, 4810 nt
Organism: Heterocephalus glaber (naked mole-rat)
Lineage: Eukaryota; Metazoa; Chordata; Mammalia; Rodentia; Bathyergidae
Source: RefSeq, a predicted model, not a curated record
GAAGAGGAUACAAGAGGAGAAAGUUGUGAGUCUUUGUGUUUAUGAACUGAGUUUAGAAGGGCUUCUAACAUUUAACCCGCGACCCCACCCACCUCCAUGCUGAUGUCUCCAAGGCUGUGACUCCACUUUAGUUGGGGAGUCUUGGCUCUGAGUGCCUGUUCUGAUAUUCACUUUGUUCUUUAUCUAGGGCUAUACUCUGCGCCCACACCUCCAGCAAAGACCAAACAAAGACACACUUUCCCCCUAUGCUUCUCCUUUGUCUUUAGACUGUUUUUUCUGGGGCAGGAUGACUCAUUUCUGUGGUGCGCCCUCCAGCUGUGCAGUGUGAGAGCCUGGGCUGCUGGGCUGCAGGCCCAGGAGGUCAAAGGCUGAGGGAGAUAAGGCCCAAGCUCCCACCCUCCCCAAGCACGGAGGGGACAGAAGAGGGGACCAUGCUGAGUUCUGUGUCAGGUCUGUGGUUGUGGCAGGGCUGAACUUGGCACAUCUGUGAGUCUGUACAGCAGCCUAUCCUGCGGCCCCCCUGUGUCCCUGCCUGGCCCUACUUGCUGAGGAAGAGCCAUUCCCUCAGGGAGGGCAGGGGUUGAGUGUGGCAAGACUUCGCUCUGCAGUCGCCCAGCAUCUGCAGUCCUGCUCCAUGUAGGUGGACCUGGAGUUCUCAGUGAAAUAGUAACUUGGUGUCCAGAAAAAAGACUCGCAGGGUCCUGUGGGGUAGUGAAUGGGUGGACUAGAAAUGGGUGGUUUGACAGGCAAGAUGGAAAAGAGGACUUCACUGUCCACUGAUGUUCAUUUACUCGUUUGUGUAAUGAAUUAAUGCAGACUUCCUUCCAAAGUUCUGGGUAAGCAGAGCCCUCUCUGUUCCUGGCUGACCUAGGACUGGCUGCAAACAGAGAACCAUGAGGGAGAAAAGGAAGAGUAAGUUUAAGAUCUGUUUUAAAAGGUUAUAAGUAAGGAGUAAAAUUAAAAAGGGGGAUUUAAGCAGAAUUUUUGGAAAGGAGGAAUUUGAGGAAAGCUGAGAAAGAGAAGAUCUGGAAAAUUUGCUGUGAUCAGAAGAUUCCACCAUAAGGCUCCUGUUCUAGAUGGCCUCCACCACCCACUUCCUUUCCUCUGGAACUACUUGAAGCCGGAGAGUUGGUGGCACAGCUGUCCCGAGUGAGAGAAGGCUCCAGAGUGCCCGGUGCCUCUGCCCAGGAGGAGGUCCUGGGCAUGUGAAGGGAAAACGCGGGCCCAGAAGUGCCCUCUGUCCCCUUGCCAGGUGAAGGGUAGGGAGGGGGCCAGAUCUUGGGUGUGUCCCAACUCCUGCUGGCCCCUGCUGGCCUCUCCCUCUCUUGGGCCUGUCACUAGCAGCCCAGAAAAAUCAGCCGGGCAGAACCAUCUCCCACCUCACCUACCCUUUCAGGUUGCAUCCUGGCCCCGAGGGAACUUUUGGCCUUGUGAAGGGCCUGAGUGGCACUUCCAAAAGGAACACUCUUCACAGACACAGAGGGCAGAUGGCCUGGAGCGGAGGCUGGGGGAAGGGUGAGAACCAGCUGUUGUGACUGAAGAGAAAUGAGUCAGGGGAAGAAAGGAUGCAAGUGAGAAGCCUGCAGACCACAGCCCAACACCCAAUCAACAAACCUACUUUCAGCCACUGAGGGCAGGGUGGCUGGAAACUGGGAAUGUGGGGGCCAGGAGGAUCUGAGUCUUUGACCAAAAACCCGAUGCUGCUUCUACUUUGGCAAAUCUGCAUUUUGCUGGCUCUGUCAGGACACAUUCUGAUGGGUCAGUGGGAGGGGGCUGGAGUGGAGGGAGUGAGCCUUUGUGGGAAAGGCAGCAACUCCGAAGUGGCCCCAUCCGAGAAGAGUGUGAGCGGAGCAGGCUGAGAAGAGUGGCCAGUGAUGGCCAUGCCCACUGUGAAGUCCCUGAAGCGUUCUCUGAAAAAUCAGGGGAUGUCCAGCUGCAUCUAGCCAACCCCAGGGUGGGAAUUCCCUACCAGGAAACCAGGCCUGUGUCCCUGGGCUGCCAAAAAAGUGCCAGGGAUAGUCUUGCCCUUCAGCUCACAGAAAUCCUGGGCAAAAUGAUCGUCCAGCAGCCAAAGCACCCAUCAGAAGAGUGGAUAAGCGAGGCGAGGUCUACCCAGAAAGCAGACACCUUUCGCCACCCCACUUCAACAUGGGGACUCCUCAGGGCACCAUGCUCAGUGAAGUAACCAGGCCCAAAGUGCAAACACUGCAGGCACCCACUUGUGUUACAUGUGCAAGCUGUCAGAGUCGCAGAGACUGGUAGGAGAAGGCGGUCACCAGGGCUGCAGAGGAAAGCUGUUCUCCAGUGGCUGCAGAAACCUGGCUCAGGAUGGUGAUGCCCUGGGAUGGCUGGUGGUGACAGCUGCGUGACAACGUGCAUGUCCUUAACUCCACUGCACUGCACACUCAAACAUGAGUAAGAGCUGAAGGACGCUGAGAAAAUGAGAAUGAGGCAAGAGCUCCUAUGUGUGCUGCUGCUUUGUGGAGCCAUCUCUACCCUACCCAGCCAGAAAACCCACACCCGCUUCAGGAGAGGUGCCAGGUCCUACAGAGUGACCUGCAGGGAUGAGAAGACUCAGAUGACUUACCAGCAGCACGAAUCAUGGCUGCGCCCCCUGCUCAGAGGCAACCGGGUAGAAUUCUGCUGGUGUAAUGGUGGCAGGCCACAGUGCCACUCGGUGCCUGUCAAGGGCUGCAGCGAGCCCAGGUGUUUCAACGGGGGAACCUGCCGGCAGGCCCUGUACUUCUCAGACUUUGUCUGCCAGUGCCCUGAAGGGUUUAUGGGGAAACGCUGUGAAAUAGAUGCCAGAGCCACAUGCUACAAGGACCAGGGCAUCUCCUACAGGGGCACGUGGAGCACAGCACAGAGCGGGGCUGAGUGUGUCAACUGGAACAGCAGCGUGCUGGCCCUGAAGCCCUACAGUGCUCGGAGGCCAGGCGCCAUCAAGCUGGGCCUUGGGAACCACAACUACUGCAGAAACCCAGACAAAGACUCAAAGCCCUGGUGCUAUGUCUUUAAGGCAGGAAAGUACACCUCAGAGUUCUGCAGCACGCCAGCCUGCUCCAAGGGAAAGAAUGAGGACUGCUACUUUCGAAACGGGUCAGCAUACCGUGGCACCCAGAGCCUUACCAUGUCUGGUGCCUCCUGCCUCCCAUGGGACUCUGUGAUCCUGAGGGGCAGGGGUUACACUGCAUGGAGGUUCAACUCCCAGGCUCUGGGCUUGGGCAGACACAAUUAUUGCCGGAACCCAGAUGGGGAUGCCAAGCCCUGGUGCCAUGUGCUGAAGGACCGCAAGCUGACCUGGGAAUACUGUGAUCUGCCCCAGUGCUCCACCUGUGGCCUUCGCCAGUACCAGCAGCCACAGUUCCGCAUUAAAGGUGGACUCUACUCAGACAUCGCCUCGCAUCCCUGGCAGGCUGCCAUCUUCAUUGGGAACAAGAGGUUGCAGGAAGACAGGUUUCUGUGUGGGGGAGUGCUCAUCAGUUCCUGCUGGGUCCUGUCAGCUGCCCACUGCUUCCUGGAAAGGUAUUCCCCUCACCUCCUUAAGGUGGUCCUGGGCAGGACAUACCGGGAGGUCCCUGGAGAAGAAGAGCAGAAAUUUGAAGUAGAAAAAUAUAUCCUCCAUAAGGACUUUCAUGAGGACACUUACGACAAUGACAUCGCCCUGCUGCACCUGAGGUCAGACUCGCUGCACUGUGCCCAGGAGAGUGCCACAGUCCGCACAGCCUGUCUUCCUGCCGCCGACCUGCAGCUGCCCGACUGGACAGAGUGCGAGCUGUCUGGCUAUGGCAAGCACGAGGCAUCCUCUCCUUUCUAUUCUGAGCAACUGAAGGAGGCUCAUGUCAGACUGUACCCGUCCAGCCACUGCACAUCACAACACCUGUUUAAUAAAACUGUUACACACAACAUGCUGUGUGCUGGAGACACUCGGAGUGGAGGGAACCAAGCAAACCUACACGAUGCUUGCCAGGGUGACUCAGGAGGGCCCUUGGUAUGCAUGAAGGAUAAGCGCAUGACUCUGGUUGGCAUCAUCAGCUGGGGCAUCGGCUGUGGGCAGAAGGAUGUUCCGGGUGUAUAUACCAAGGUCACUAACUACCUCACGUGGAUUCAAGACAAUAUGCAGCCAUGACCAAGAACACCCCAUUCCUGAACUCCAAGGAGAUCCUGCCUUCCUCCUCUUUAAGAAGACGCUGCAAACACAAUGUGCUUCUUUAUGCCAGUUUCUCAACAACCCACCACCCCAUGCAGCGGGGAGAAUCAAUAGGCAAGAACAAAGUAUAUCUUUUCUUUGGAAGGUUUUAGGGGUUGAGGUCUGCCUUGAGAAUGUAUUGUGUCAGGUGAGAAAACAGGUAAAUAAAUGCCAAUCUUUGCCAGGUUCUGCAGGCAGAGCUCGGGAGCUGAGACCUCAGAGGAAUGCAGAUCUCAACAGUAAGAAAUAAGCAGACCCUUCAGGACAGGAAGAUUGACUUAGAACUAGAAUGUGUAUUUAUGGUUACAGGAGAGCCUGUAACAGGUACAGGAGGCCUUCAAACAAAAUUGGCUGGCUGGCCAGAUCAUGUUCCCCAAACCACCUUGGAAUCAAGUAUUUUCCUUCCCCUUUCCACUCCACAGCUCUAGAGAGGUAUUCCUUAUAUGUACAUUAGAAAUCUUUUUUCUUUAUAGAAUUUAUAAAAUGGGAGAAUUAUAUCAUUUUAAUAAUUAAUGAGCUAGGCUUUAGCAUAUUUAUAUUGAUCCAUUUUAGAUUUUACUUUCUGUUGCCACGACUUUGUAUUAUACUGUACUUAAAUAAUAAAUUCAGAUAUAUUUUUCA